CGUGUGCUCCCAGUCCCCCCCUAUAUCAUCCAGUCCAGAUGUGAGCACCAGUUACAGACAACUCACUUUCAGAGCAGACUGUCACUUCUGGGCUCCAGAUUCAAAUCAAUCGCAGACAUGAAUGCAAAAUAUGCAGUUGCACUGAUCCUGGCUCUGCAGGUCUCCAUGAGCCUGUGCGAUGUUCCCGCACCCGAUCAGGAGCUUGUAGACAAAUACGAUGCCUACAGGUCGGUGUUCUACAAGAGGCUGCUGAACGCUUACAGCAAGCUGCAGGCGGCCGUCGGUCCCAUCGUCGACAAAAUCGGAGAGACCCAGCAGGGCGCAGGCGCCAAGGAUUUUGUGGUGGAUAUGCAGAGCAAACCUGAGCUGCAAGCUGUCGUAAAGGUUGUCAGUGGAAUGGCUGAGGAGGUUGCCCCCCUGGUGGACAAGGCCCGCACCACUCUCCUGGGACUGUACGGACACUACAUGCGCCCCACCGUUGGUGAUUUCCUGAGCGACUCCAUCGACAACAUCAAAGUCUACCUGGACAAGUUCAUGCCUGCCGAGUAAAGAGCUCCGCCCACUUGCUGCAGCUCGACAUGACCACACAGCGCUUCAAAGCCCAGGAGAAGAAAGAGCAUCAUCUCGUAUUAAUGUGGCGAGGCAGCAUCAACUCGCCAGCGCCGCCUACACUAAAUGUACUCAGCAUGUACAAUAUGUUGUGUUAGGUACACUAACUGUAGUCUUUGUACGAUUGUGUAUGUAUGUGUGUGUGUGUGUGUGUGUUCAAUAAAUUGAACUGGGAAAAUAA
Nerophis ophidion (straightnose pipefish) is the source of this 790-nucleotide messenger RNA. It is a transcript of the gene apoa2, whose product is annotated as apolipoprotein A-II. The record is from RefSeq and is a predicted model, not a curated record. Bases 118 to 549 code for a protein of 143 amino acids. Lineage: Eukaryota; Metazoa; Chordata; Actinopteri; Syngnathiformes; Syngnathidae. The transcript has 4 exons.